CUUCAAUUUGCUUCCUCCCAACUUCAGUAAACCUGUCUCAUCCUUCACCAUCGAAGCCUAUCAGAAUCACCAUGGUGCAAGCAGUCGUUGUCAGUGCGCCGGCCGUCCUUUCGAUUGAAAACGACCGCCCCAUGCCCACCCUCCGGGACAACAGCCUCCUCGUGAAAGUCGUCAGUGUCGGCCUGAACCCGACGGACUGGAAGAACGGGCUCCGCAGCCAGCCCGGAGUGACCGUUGGCUGCGACUACGCGGGGAUCAUCGAAGCCAUCGGCCCGGCCGUGCAGAAACCCUUCCGCGUUGGAGAUCGUGUCUUCGGCUCCGUCCACGGCUGCAACCCUGAGCAGCCCUCCGACGGCGCCUUCGCAGAGCAUAUAAUAGCUCGAGCUGACCUGGCAACUGUAAUCCCGGAGAACCUGACGUUUCAGCAGGCCGCCACUCUGGGCGUCAGUCUCGUCACCAUUGGUCAAUCACUGUACCAGACCCUGCGCUUGCCUCCUCCUCCUCCCACCAUCCACCCUGAACCCACCCCAUCAGCAUCAGCACCAGCUCAAUACAUCCUCAUCUACGGCGGCUCCACCUCCGUCGGAACCCUCGCCAUCCAAUUCGCCAAACUCUCCGGCUACACCGUCCUCACGACGUGCUCCCCACAGCACGAAUCCCUCCUCCGAACCCGCGGCGCCGACCACAUCUACUCGUACCACGACACCUCCACCCCACAAAGAAUCCGCUCCGCAACCGCAGACCAGCUAACCCUCGUCCUCGACACGAUCUCCACCCCCGAAACCGCCUCUUUCUGCGGCAACGCCAUGAGCAGCCACGGCGGGGACUACACCGCCCUCUUACCGGGGUCUCCCGUGCCCCGCGAAGACGUCCGCAGUCGCUGGACGCUGGCGUACACGGCGGGCGGGUAUGAGUUCCUGUUCCAUGGGAAGCGCAUGCCGGCGUGUCCGGAGGAUCGGGACUUUACGGUGGAGUGGCUGGCGACGGCGACGCGGUUUCUGGCCGAGGGGGUGAUUGUCCCGCAUCCGGUGCGGGUGGGGGAUGGGGGGCUGAACGGGGUGGUGAAUGGGUUGCAUGCGUUGAGAGAGGGGAUGGUGAGGGGGUGCCCUUGGGGGGUGUUGUUUGGCCUUGCCUCUUGCUGGGGUGUUUGGCUUUCGGAUAGACGUGUAGGUAUUUGGGGCGUGCUUCCGACCCAGCGUUGGGUAAACGGAAUGCUACAAAUUCUGAUGAUGGGUGGCGUGUAAAUCUCGAUAAAAGGGAUAAGGUAGUGGAAUGGCAGGUUUUUGAAAUAGCUGGGGCCGAAAAGCCAUGGAGUCAAGCUCGAUAUCUCUGACCAUUCAUUCUUUGCUUGACCAUGUACUUCUUCCUACUGUGUCUCUGAUUGGAUAGGACUGACCAUACCAAGCAGCCUUGCACGCCUGACCAGAAGUGUCCCUUGCAGCACAAUUAUGCGCGGCUGUGGUAGGAUGAGUUCUCUUCCGGAGACCACUAACCCGUGUCCUUAUGAAG
This is a messenger RNA of Aspergillus steynii IBT 23096, 1509 nucleotides long. RefSeq names its product zinc-binding alcohol dehydrogenase family protein. NCBI's taxonomy places the organism in Eukaryota, Fungi, Ascomycota, Eurotiomycetes, Eurotiales, Aspergillaceae. The transcript is spliced from 2 exons. The coding region runs from base 72 to 1244 and encodes 390 amino acids. The record is from RefSeq and is a predicted model, not a curated record. Gene Ontology annotation, molecular function: oxidoreductase activity, acting on NAD(P)H.